This is a messenger RNA of Eimeria tenella, 504 nucleotides long. RefSeq lists its product as uncharacterized. NCBI's taxonomy places the organism in Eukaryota, Apicomplexa, Conoidasida, Eucoccidiorida, Eimeriidae. The coding region runs from base 1 to 504 and encodes 167 amino acids. The transcript has 2 exons. The record is from RefSeq and is a predicted model, not a curated record.
AUGGCUGCUGCUGCUGCUGCAGCAGCAGCAGCAGCAAACUGUGCUGUGGGGCCGGCCUCGCAGCAAAGCUGUCUCCGCCCGACGCACGAUUAUCUCCACCCUGAAGACAGCAGCAGCAGCAGCAGCAGCAAGGAGCUCUACGUGUUCAUUCGGGCCCUUGGGAAGCAGCAAGAAUGCAGCAGCCGAGCAGCACAGCCUGCACCACUCCCAAAGCAACAGCAGCAGCAGCAGCAGCAGCAGCAAGUCCUUGCCUGGCAGUUGUCCCCUGUGAGGCCGCAGUGCACCCGCAGCUCUGAAGUAGGCGAAUGCGAAAGAGAGCAGCAAGGUUUUGCUGCGCUGCUGCAGACGUUGCCUUUGCAGCAGCUGCUGCUGCUGCAGCCCCCCUGUGCUGCAGCAGCAGCAGCAGCAGCACCUGGACAAGUUGCAGCAGUGGCGGCAGCAGCAAAGACCAGCAACAGCGGGAAGCCAGCGAAACGAAGCGGCAGCAGCAACAGCAGCAAAUAA